Colletotrichum higginsianum IMI 349063 is the source of this 981-nucleotide messenger RNA. RefSeq names its product inositol monophosphatase. The record is from RefSeq and is a predicted model, not a curated record. The transcript is spliced from 6 exons. Gene Ontology annotation, molecular function: inositol monophosphate 1-phosphatase activity. Bases 1 to 981 code for a protein of 326 amino acids. Lineage: Eukaryota; Fungi; Ascomycota; Sordariomycetes; Glomerellales; Glomerellaceae. Gene Ontology annotation, biological process: inositol metabolic process; phosphatidylinositol phosphate biosynthetic process; signal transduction.
AUGGCGGAAAUCAGCGACGCCGAGCUCCGCGAGAUCUACGACUUCGCUGUCCAAGUGGGCAAAGAAGCCGGAGACCUGCUCAUGACGGCCGCCAAGUCGAGAUGGGCGACCGGACGGCAGCAGCAGGCCUUUACAGAGAAGGACAACUCGGUUGACUUGGUGACCAAGACAGACACAGAAGUCGAGGCCUUCAUCCGCACAUCUGUCGCAAACAAGUACCCUAGUCACAACUUCCUCGGCGAAGAAACAUAUUCGGCCGGCGCAUCCCGCGACUACCUCGUCGACGACAGGCCGACAUGGAUCGUCGACCCUCUCGACGGCACCGUCAACUUCACCCAUCUCUUCCCCAUGUUCUGCGUCUCCAUUGGCUUCGCCGUGAAAGGGAAGCCCGUCAUCGGCGUCAUCAACGCGCCCUUUUUGAACCAGACCUUCUCCUCCUGCAAGGGACACGGCGCGUGGAUGAACGAGACACAGAGACUGCCUCUCGUCCUGAGCCCGCUGCCGGCCAAUGCGCCGAGCGGAUGCGUCUUCUCGUGCGAGUGGGGAAAGGACCGCCGGGACACGCCCGACGGCAACAUGCACCGCAAGGUCGAGAGCUUCAUGAACAUGGCUGCUGAGCGCGGGGGAAGAGGCGGAAAGGGCGGCAUGGUGCACGGCAUGAGGAGCCUGGGGAGUGCCACGUUGGAUCUGGCUUACACAGCCAUGGGGUCCUUCGAUAUCUGGUGGGAGGGUGGUUGCUGGGAGUGGGACGUCGCUGCAGGAUUUGCCAUCCUCGAGGAGGCCGGGGGUUUGGUGACGGUGGCGAACCCCCCAGAAGACACGAGCGUCAUUCCCGAGGCGAAGCUGGGCGGCAGGCUCUAUCUCGCCAUCCGGCCCGCGGGACCCACCGACACAGAGACGGCACGCGAAGCGCAAGAGAGAGUUGUGCGGGAGACGUGGAAGCGCGUAAGACACCUGGAAUACUCGAGACCCGGAGCGUAG